AAACCCGUCUCCGCCUGCAUGUAGAUCUCUAUUGGCAGCACCACCUGACCUCGCCCAACAAAUAAGCCUCGUGCUCUCCGCCUCCGCCUCCGCCUCCGCCUCGAGGCCUCCGCCGGCCGCCCGCAGGCCUCCCGAAGCUUCCGGAACCGUCGGCGGGGAGACCGCGUUCCUUUCCCCCGGGGCAAUGCAGAGCGCGGCGGCCAUCGGGCUCCUCCGGCCAUGCGCCGCGCGGCCGCUCGUCAGUUACCCUAGCCCCCGCCGCGGUGCCGGCGUCUUCUGCGAGCCGCUCCUCCCGCCCCGCGGCCUCCGCCUCUCUGCCCGCAUCGGGCUAGUGCCGGCGUCGCCGCUGGAGGAGGAGGAGCAGAAGCGGAGCGGGAGGGCCUGCCGGCACGUGGCGGCUGCGGCAGCAGGGAAGGUAGCGGCGGAGGGGGCGGCUGGAGGAGAGGAGAGCGGAGGGCUCGCGAAGACGCUGCAGCUUGGGGUGCUCUUCGGGCUGUGGUACCUCUUCAACAUCUACUUCAACAUCUACAACAAGCAGGUUCUGAAGGUUUUGCCGUACCCGAUAAACAUCACAACAGUGCAGUUUGCUGUUGGAACUUUCAUUGCUUUGUUCAUGUGGAUCACUGGUAUCCUUAAAAGACCAAAGAUUUCUGGUGCGCAGCUUCUGGCUAUCCUUCCUCUGGCUAUUGUCCAUACUAUGGGCAAUCUUUUCACAAACAUGAGCCUUGGAAAGGUUGCAGUGUCAUUUACACAUACUAUCAAGGCAAUGGAGCCUUUCUUUUCGGUUCUCCUUUCAGCAAUCUUCCUUGGCGAGUUGCCUACUCCUUGGGUUGUUUUGUCUCUUGUUCCAAUUGUUGGUGGUGUGGCAUUGGCAUCUCUUACUGAGGCUUCCUUUAACUGGGCUGGAUUUUGGAGUGCAAUGGCUUCAAAUGUAACCUUCCAGUCAAGGAAUGUGCUGAGCAAGAAGCUUAUGGUGAAGAAAGAGCAAUCUCUGGACAACAUUAAUCUCUUCUCAAUCAUUACAGUCAUGUCAUUCUUUCUGUUGGCCCCAGUAACCUUACUGACAGAAGGUGUCAAAGUCAGUCCUGCAGUUUUGCAGUCUGCUGGUUUGAACUUAAAACAGGUAUACACGAGAUCUUUGAUUGCUGCAUUCUGUUUCCAUGCGUACCAACAGGUGUCAUACAUGAUCCUCGCUAGGGUGUCCCCAGUCACCCAUUCAGUGGGUAACUGUGUCAAGCGUGUGGUGGUCAUUGUGACUUCUGUCCUGUUCUUCAGGACCCCUGUUUCUCCUAUCAACUCCCUCGGUACUGGGGUCGCUCUCGCCGGAGUUUUCCUAUACUCACAACUGAAAAGACUGAAGCCCAAGCCCAAGGCUGCUUGAUCACAUUUUCAGGUCCAUCCAGGAGAACUGUAGAAGUUCUGCCACACCGUCGGAGGUACUAGUGAGUACCGUAGUUAGAACGAUAUAUUUAGAGAAGCCCCUUCGGUUUGCUACCACUUCAUCGAUCAUUUGCGAUUUAAUCACAAGCGUUUUUGAACGGUUUAAUUGAUGUAUUAAUAAAUUUGCCGUGGUGCAGCUUUUGUCGUGCUUUUAUACAAAACAGCGAGGAUGUUGUUCUA
Molecule: messenger RNA, 1620 nt
Organism: Phragmites australis (common reed)
Lineage: Eukaryota; Viridiplantae; Streptophyta; Magnoliopsida; Poales; Poaceae
Product: phosphoenolpyruvate/phosphate translocator 1, chloroplastic-like
Exons: 9
Coding region: 185-1381 (398 amino acids)
Biological process (GO): transmembrane transport
Cellular component (GO): membrane; Golgi apparatus
Molecular function (GO): antiporter activity
Source: RefSeq, a predicted model, not a curated record